UGACAUAGCCACAUAGCCCUGACUCACUGCAAGAGAAAUUCUGUACUGCCUUCUUAAAAGAUUCCGCACUGUUUAAUUCGCGCAUACACACAUUCCUCUGACGUUUAGCCCAGCGUACACACCGCUGGCGUGACCAGAAAAAGCAGCUCGGUUACAUUGAGACAGGGAACCUGGCAAGAUAUCCGAGCGAAAAGACACAAAAUAUACAUUUGCAAUACUCUGAGGAGAGGACACUCCCGCCAAGAUGCCACUCUUUGGUAAGUCCCACAAGAGUCCCACUGACAUCGUGAAAACUCUGAAGGACAACCUGGGCAUCCUGGUGAAGCAGGACAAGAAGACAGACAAGGCAUCAGAGGAGGUGUCCAAAUGUUUGGUUGCCAUGAAGGAGAUCCUGUACGGCACCAACGACAAAGAGCCACACACUGAGACGGUGGCCCAGUUGGCCCAAGAGCUGUACAACAGUGGGCUGCUCAUUUCACUGGUGGAGAACCUGCAGGUCAUCGACUUUGAGGGGAAGAAGGAUGUCUGCCAGAUCUUCAACAACAUCCUGCGGAGGCAGAUUGGCACACGCAGCCCCACUGUGGAGUACUUCUGCUCCCACCAGGAGGUGCUGUUCAUCCUGCUCAAAGGGUAUGAGACGGCUCAGGUGGCCCUGAACUGUGGGAUCAUGCUGAGGGAGUGCAUUCGUCACGAGCCGCUGGCUAAAGUCGUCCUCCACUCCGAUCACUUCCACGACUUCUUCAACUACGUGGAGAUGUCCACCUUCGACAUCGCCUCGGACGCCUUCGCUACCUUCAAGGACCUGCUCACGAGGCACAAGGUGUUGGUGGCCGAGUAUUUAGAACAGAACUAUGACACAGUGUUUGGAGAGUAUGAGAAGCUGCUACACUCUGAGAAUUAUGUCACCAAGAGGCAGUCACUAAAGCUCUUGGGAGAGCUGCUCUUGGACAGACACAACUUCACAGUGAUGACGCGUUACAUCAGCAAACCUGAGAACCUGAAGCUGAUGAUGAACCUCCUCAGAGACAAGAGCCCCAACAUCCAGUUUGAGGCCUUCCACGUGUUCAAGGUGUUUGUGGCCAAUCCCAACAAAACGCAGCCUAUCAUAGAUAUCCUCUUAAAGAACCAGACGAAGCUCAUCGACUUCCUCAGCAACUUCCAGAAGGACCGCACAGAUGAUGAGCAGUUCAACGAUGAGAAGACCUACCUGAUCAAACAGAUACGAGACCUGAAGAAGCCAGCUUCCUAAAGCUUAGCCUAGCAAUCAUGCCAAUCUCCACUUUUUACUGAGCAAAACAAAACACAAAAAUAUAUUAACAAUAAUAAUAAUAUUAAUAACUCUAUUUAAAAUCUUGGAAAAAAACAUUUGUCUUUUUUUUCUUAGUUACUUAUCAAGCUUGCAAAAAGUCUAGUCCUCAAUCACAGAUGUUCUCCUAAUUUCUUUCAUGAAAGUACAUCCUUUUCCUCCUUAGUUUUGUGCCCCAAAAGGAUGUUUUUGAAGACUGUAGAGGGCGACUGGUUGGUUUUAUCCAGGUGGGGAACUAAAGGGUUACAGUAUCCUGUUCCCUUGGGGAAGAGCCAAGAGGAUGGACAGUAAAAAGUUGUUCUUUUUACUGUAUGUGAGGUUUUCAUCAUCUCUGCUUCAUUCUCACCAUGCACUCAUAUGCUGGUCCACUCACACCUGUAGCACUCCUGAAGUCUGAGCUGUUCCCAGGCCAGCUGCAAAGACCUAGAGAGGUCUGUCUCUUGUACAGUACAUUUGUAGAGGACCCAGAUAUUGUAGUUAGUUAACAUGUAGGAAAGGGAGGUUGCCUUCUCCACUUAUUUAUACGGCUUUGCUCUCUCUCUCGCUCUCUCUCUCUCUCUCUCUCUCUCUCUCUCUCUCUCUCUCUCUCUCUCUCUCUCUCUCUCUCUCUCUCUCUCUUUCUUUCUCUCUUUGUUUCCGUCUCUUCUGGCUUCUUUGAGUUUGAGAGCUCAGUUUUCAUAAUUGCAUUCCUUCUCAAGAUGUCUUUGUAUUUUCUUUUCACGUGUCACAGUAUUUGAAAGCUGCAGGCCUUUUGAUAAAAGCUUGGGUUUGAUCAAACACCAAAGGAUCACUGGCUGUCCCCAAGAGCUCAGAGAAGUCUCCAGGCUUCUGUCGUGAGUCCAAAAAUAUUAACAGUAAGAUUAAAAAAAAAAAAAAAAAAACAGGAAGAAAAUGUGAAAUCUGUAAUAUUUUAUUCAAGGUUUAUUUGAAAUAACUAUUAAUCAGUAGGUUUGACUGAGGACUAGUGUUUUAAAUUUGUUUUGAUCAUUAGUUCUUGAAAUAUGAAACGGGCAGUACUGCCAAUAUCUUGGUGUUUGUAGAAUUCAGUGCUACAAGUAUCGCUGUACAUUUUUAAAACUUUGUUUUGAAGUUCACUUUUUUUUGUUAAACAGGGCUGUAUCACAUUAUAUUUUGUAUUUUUUUUUUUUAUUGCCAUGGCUACCUGUUGGGUGUCCAUCAGCUACGUUUUUGUUGCCAUGGUCAUUUGUCAGGGGUCCAUCUGCUGGCGUGUAUGCUCUUGAGGGUGGGUGCCAUGAAGAGUGCACUAGAAAGAUCCCAAGCACUUCUGGAAGUUUCUUCAUCUGUUGCCGUGAGCUGAGAGCAAGGGGGUAGUGUUCUCAAGGCAGGCAUUUCUCUCCUAUAGCCAUUUGUGAGCUUUUUCUUUGAUCUCAUCCUGAUGUACUUAGUGAAAGAUAAGGCAUAAACUCAGAGGGUUGCUGAAAACACAUCAAAAGUUGAGGUCACGGACAUUAAACAGGUGCCUUUUGUUUUUGUGUGCUUCUUGUCCAGCUCAUUAUUUUGUAUUUAAAAAAAAUCAAGGGGGAGCUUAAUUCUCAUUAUUUUAUUAUUUUAAAAUAUGGUCUGAUAGAACAUAUUUGUCUUAAUUAAGCAAUGAACCUCUUUAACUCACUAUAUUUUGAGUUCUACUGUUGAUGAAGUACUUUCUUUUCUCUUCUGUAAUUGCUGCAGUUUUCCGAUUGAGCCCAGCGGAGUAGGACUGUUUGAUUGAUCCUGUAGAGUAGGGCCGAGGAGCUGUCCAACUUCUCGCUCGCCAUGGUGACAUUUGACUUGCCAAUGUUAGGGAGGGACUGUGGGCAGGGGUGAUGGGGUUUUGUAUUACAGUGAACUAUACUAACAUGACCCAAUACAAUUUGGAUUUAAGAAUAACUCUGAAGGUUGAUCUCUCGAUGAAGGAGUGGCAUUUGGUGGAUCUCUGAUGGUGAUGUGGAAAGCUUUCCACAGUGUUGUGAACCAAACAUGUUUUAACAUGCAGUCACUGUUUUAAUUGCCAAAUAUUUACUUUGACAAAAAAAAUACUCUUUCGUUGGCAAGUACUACUAUUGUAUUUACCCAGUCCUCACUUUCUUUGCAUAAUUUAUUGGCAUUCCACAUUCAGGAUGGUUUGGGUUCUUCAGUAUUGUACUGCUUAGUAUGAAAGGUGUAACGGGAGGGUCUCGCUCCUUAAGUCUGAGCCAAGAAACAAGUGGAUUCUUUUUUUUUUUUUUUUUUUUUGGGGAAAAGUUCUGCAAUGAGAACAGAAACCAAAAGCAAUCAGUUCAGAAUCGCCCAUAUCUACAAUGGAACCUCAUUUCAAGAUCAUAUGGUUGCAUUUUUCCACUUUGAAAGAAAUUGUACCACAUCACCAAUAAAGGAAAACCAAUGCAUCAAAA
This is a messenger RNA of Clupea harengus (Atlantic herring), 3696 nucleotides long. RefSeq names its product calcium binding protein 39 like (gene cab39l). The record is from RefSeq and is a predicted model, not a curated record. Gene Ontology annotation, biological process: intracellular signal transduction. Gene Ontology annotation, molecular function: protein serine/threonine kinase activator activity. Lineage: Eukaryota; Metazoa; Chordata; Actinopteri; Clupeiformes; Clupeidae.